Molecule: messenger RNA, 1849 nt
Organism: Nymphaea colorata (pocket water lily)
Lineage: Eukaryota; Viridiplantae; Streptophyta; Magnoliopsida; Nymphaeales; Nymphaeaceae
Product: nuclear transcription factor Y subunit A-10-like
Exons: 6
Coding region: 376-1401 (341 amino acids)
Biological process (GO): regulation of transcription by RNA polymerase II
Molecular function (GO): DNA-binding transcription factor activity, RNA polymerase II-specific; RNA polymerase II cis-regulatory region sequence-specific DNA binding
Source: RefSeq, a predicted model, not a curated record
CGCAAUGGAGGGCGACACAACUUGUCCAUGAGGCCACCCUCCAUCUGAUCACCCACUCAAAUAAUGGCUGCUUAUUUUAACUGCAACAUGUCAUUGAAAAGAAACCAGUGCUUUGGUGUUAAUAUAAUAUGCUUGCAGCCUUGCGUAGUGCUCUUACCCGAUUGGGCCCCGCUAAAGUAACCCCUUCUCUCUCUUUCUUUCUCCCUCUCUCUCUGCCGGUGGUUGCUGGUGCUUUGGAGGUAGGGUUCUCUGUGAUGGGAGGACUGAACUCUGGGACAUGGCUGCAAUGAUUGCACUUCGCUGUUCUGCAGGUAGUCCUAGCUAAAGGCUGCACUCCAAAUUGUUUCGGUGAUUCCUCUUCAAGAGCAUUUUAAGAUGCAAUCAACCUUAAGCAGAAAUCAUGGAGGGCUUCCCCAUAGUGAUGUGCUACAAUUGUCCGCAGUGCCAUUGUUGUCAUGGUGGACUCCAUUUGGUUCUCAGACUGGCAACCUUGAAUCCUUCAAUCAGGUCAAGUGCUUAUUCCCUGACCAACCUCGCGAAGAUUCUGAAUCAUCAGGCAACUCUCUGACCAUACAAAACGCCACAAGGCAUGGGUCUGCUCAGUUUAACCCAGAGAAAAGCAUCCUGAGUGCUACCAGAAGCUCUAUACUACUUGACUUUUGCCCAGGUGAUGGCAACGAUUCCACAAAACUUAAGAAAGAUCAGCAACAAUAUGGGUCUCUUUCCAUCUAUUCAUCUACUUUUGAAGAGCAACCUUCUUUUGAAUUAGGACUGGGCCAGCCAAUGGUAUACACAAACUGUUCUUAUGGUGAUCAGCAAUAUGGCUUAGUUGCAGCUUAUGGAGCUCAGGCAAUGCAUGGCAGACUGUUAUUGCCACUACAUAUGACGAAAGAUGAACCAGUCUAUGUUAAUGCUAAGCAAUACCAUGGAAUUCUUCGACGUAGACUAUCACGAGCAAAGGCAGCAUCAGAGAAUAAGCUGAUAAAAGCUCGCAAGCCAUAUCUACAUGAAUCACGCCAUCUUCAUGCAAUGCGGCGUGCAAGAGGGUGUGGUGGGCGCUUCCUGAACACCAAAAAGGCAGAGCAAACAGACUGUAGGAAUGGAAUGGAGAUCUUAAAAGGGAGCAAAUUGUCUCAGGCUGGAAGGUCGCCAAAUUCUGAUAGUUCACUUACUGCUAAUGGGAAAUUGAAAUCUACAGAGGUGCACUUUAGAUUGAAUCUAUCUACUGCAGAGAUGACCAAUGGGUACUCGCAUGAAGAUGCAAAUCAUUUUCAGGUUGAGCAUAUGUACCCUGUCGCUUUUGGCCCCCUCUUCAAUACUAGAGAUGGUGGCCAAGUUAAUGGGAUCCCAUGCAAUCGGAUCACAGCAGCUGAGAACUGUUGUGAUCUUCUGAAAGUAUGAUUGCAGGGAGACCACAAAGGAGGUAUUCUUAGUGGGUGAAUGUUCCUGGAGUGCCUCCUUGAAGCAACCAAAUGGGAUAGCUGUUGCAUUGUGAGUUUUUGCUUACUUUGCAUUGGUUUCUGAUCAUAGGGUUGAUCAUUCCAUUAGGUUGUCCGAAAAGGCAAAUCAUUCUUGGCUUGUUUGCAUUAAGGAAUUCCCUGAUCAAUGAUCCCUGGUCUUGAGCUGGGAUACUUGGUGCAAAAAAAAAACUUACUUUAUAUAGUAGUCCUUGUGUGGACAAGACAUAUUUUAUGUGUACCUUCAUCUUCAUGUGCUUGGUAUGUAAGAAUCUUCGGUUUGGUCUUGUUGGGUGGAGUGAAGGGCUGGACAACUGUAAGAACUAGUGUGAUUUGGCAACUUGUUAGCUUGUCUAAAUAAAUGUGCUACAGAAUACUGAGUUGGAGUAUCU